Ostertagia ostertagi is the source of this 759-nucleotide messenger RNA. Lineage: Eukaryota; Metazoa; Nematoda; Chromadorea; Rhabditida; Trichostrongylidae. The record is from the annotation of a GenBank genome assembly.
AUGUCGUCAGUUGGGAAGAGUUAUCAUGCUAAUGCGGAUCCAGUGAUUGCUUACUGCAGUAAGAUGACGGUCGUUCAGCAUCCGUUACAAGAAGAGCUCCAGAAAGAGACACUAGAAAAUGCUCCAAUGCGAGGCAUGUUGGGAGCCCCAGAGGUGCUCACUGUUGGAUCGAAUUUAAUGCAUUUGAUUGGCGCCAAGAGGGCUAUUGACGUCGGAACAUUCACUGGAGCUAGCGCACUCUCCUGGGCUCUGGCAGCUGGUGAAGGUGGACAGGUAUUUUGGCAAAUCUUCUACAGUUUCAGAAAUAAGGCCAUUUUCAUAUCGUACAAAGGAAAUCAAAUGUUAAAGGUUUAUACGUUGGAUGUCAAUCUCGACAACUUCGAAAAAUAUGGUGCACCUGUGAUCUCCAAGGAUCCUGAAGUUUUCAAGAGAAUCAUUCCCAUCAAAGGACCCGCUUUGGCUUCGUUAGAUAAGUUGAUAGCUGAUGGUCAAAGCGGGACAUUUGACUUUGCAUUCAUUGAUGCAGAUAAGGAGAACUAUCCGCUUUACUAUGAUCGAGUAGUCACUUUAUUGAGAAAAGGAGGAGUGCUGAUGAUUGAUAAUGCUCUGUGGCAUGCUCGAGUAACAGGGGAUCCCGCUACUUUUGAUGUAUCAACCAAAGCCAUUCAUGAAACUAACACGAUGAUUCACAAUGACAAUCGUACCUACUCAGCUCUUCUCAACUGUGGUGACGGCCUUCAUAUUGCUUUUAAGAAAUAA